CAGUGUGCGUAUCCCAGUGUUAUUCAGUGAACCGUGUGGUGGACAGUGCCACCGUGUCUGUGUCGCUGUGGUUGUAUUGAACUCUGCUCGCUGCUGACCAGUGGAGAGUGAAGAGAGGGAGGAGGAACAGAGUGCCGGACACCCUGUCGGAGGGUUUGCCCGACACAAGCAAUUUUCCGUGAUAGGUUCAGCAACCAUGCUGGAAGCAAGAGCGGAUGCUAAAGUGAAUAAUCAGUCAGAAACUACUAAAUGUGCAAUGGAAAGUGGUGACGGGAACACCGGAAUCCAAACCAAUGGAUUUGACUUUUCGAGGCAGAUGGUGCCAACCACAAGUGCAAUCACUAAUGCACAUGCACAAGCCCUCCUCCAACAGUUGACCCUGACCCCAGCGCAGCAACAGCUGUUGAUCCAGCAGGCCCAGGCUCAGCUCCUGGCUGCAGCCGUGCAGCAUUCAGCCAGCCAGCAGAACAGCACCACUGGGGCCAACAUCUCAGCCUCCGCAGCCACACCCAUUACCCAGCUGCCCCUGUCACAGCCCAUCCAGAUUGCCCCUAAUCAACUGCUGACUGUCUUUCUGGAAAAUCAGCAGCUACAGCAGCAGAACCAUCUAAGUCUGCCUCAGUUUGUUCUGGUGCAGCCUGGCCACCCGAUCGCCACAUCAUUGCAGCCCGCUCAGUUCAUCAUCUCACAGACACCGCAGUCCCAACAGGGUAUACUGCAAGCCCAGAGUCUUCUAACUCAACUACCUCAAAGCCAAGCUAACCUCCUGCCGACUCAACCAAGCAUCACCCUUGCAACUCAGCCUGCAACUCCAACCCGCACAACAGCAGCCACACCUAUUCAGUCCCUGCCCCACAGUCAGACACCACCCAAACGGUUGGAUACCCCCACUCUGGAGGAGCCUAGUGAUCUGGAGGAACUGGAACAGUUUGCCAAGACCUUCAAACAGAGGCGUAUCAAACUGGGCUUCACACAGGGGGAUGUCGGCCUGGCCAUGGGGAAGCUGUAUGGAAACGACUUCAGUCAAACUACCAUCUCUCGUUUUGAGGCCUUGAAUCUGAGCUUUAAGAACAUGUGCAAACUCAAGCCAUUGCUGGAGAAGUGGCUCAAUGAUGCAGUUUGUGCAGAGAACCUGACAUCUGACCAGUCCCUGUCCAGCCCCAGUGCCCUGGGCUCCCCGGGCAUGGGCAUAGAGGGGAUCAACCGCAGACGGAAGAAGAGGACUAGUAUUGAGACCAACAUCCGAGUGGCCUUAGAAAAGAGCUUUCUGGAGCAGAACCAAAAACCUACCUCUGAAGAGAUCACCAUGAUCGCCGACCAGCUUAACAUGGAGAAGGAGGUGAUUCGGGUCUGGUUCUGCAAUCGCCGGCAAAAAGAAAAGCGGAUUAACCCCCCCAGCAGUGGCAACAGUGGAGGAGGCAGUACCCCCAUCAAAUCGAUCUUUACCCCCAGUAGCCCUUUGGUGGCCAGCACAGCAAGCCUUGUGAGCAGUCCAACUAUUAACACCCCCCCUACUCUGACUGUAAACACAGUGAUGCCUCUCACCAGCACCAGCGUCUCCGGUUUGUCUUUCACAGGUUAUCUUUUCGCCUCCCCUUCCCUCAAAGGCACAAACACAGCAUCCGUCAUCUCCACUGCACCUAUGGUUACUACAGCAACCAGUUCGCCAUCUUUAAGCCCGUCGCCAACAACUAUUCAUUCCACGACCACAGAGAGCAAGGCUGGCACUCAAGCGCAAACCAUCUUUACCCAGGCGCCGACCUCCUUAGCCACCACGUUAGGGACGGGUCAGGUGAUGGUGGCGGCUCCGGGGUUAUCUGCGGCGCUGCAGGGUGCUGCCCAGUUACCCACCAGUGCUAGCUUCGCUGCUAUGGCUGCUGCUGCUGCAGGGCUAAACCCAGGACUGAUGGCCUCCUCCCAGUUCACUUCAGGGGGGGCCCUGCUCAGUCUGACUCCUGGUGGCCUUGGCAGUGCGCUGAGUCCUGCCCUCAUGAGCAACAGCACCCUAGCGACCAUCCAAGCUCUGGCAUCGAGCGGCACAAUCCCCAUCACAUCUCUGGACGGCAGUAACCUGUUGUUCGCCAACACCUCCGCUGGUAACACGCCCAACCUGGUGACCACGCCGCUCUUCCUGAAUCACCAGAACCUGUCUCUGCUCACCAGCAACCCCGUCAGCCUGGUGUCGGCCGGGGCGGGGGGGCUGCAGGUCACUUCUGAUGGUCAUCAUCAUCAAGCCACCACGGCUGCUGUGCCUGUGCAAGCCUCGACCAUUACCACUGCCUCCAAGGCUCAGUGAAGCCAGUCGGGCUGCAUCCUGAAUUAACGCCCUAUUUCUUAUGUCGUGCACUACUCCUAUCACACCAUGUAGGGAAUAAGGAAGUUGUUUGAUAGGCUCUGCGCUUCACUAACCACCCCAUUUUAUCUUCCAUCUAUCAUUAUUUAAUCCUUUUGCUGCCACCAAAAAGAAAACAACCUCAAAUGAGGUUGGGGUUGAAUUUU
Micropterus dolomieu (smallmouth bass) is the source of this 2499-nucleotide messenger RNA. RefSeq names its product POU class 2 homeobox 1b (gene pou2f1b). Gene Ontology annotation, biological process: regulation of transcription by RNA polymerase II. Gene Ontology annotation, molecular function: DNA-binding transcription factor activity, RNA polymerase II-specific; RNA polymerase II cis-regulatory region sequence-specific DNA binding. The coding region runs from base 197 to 2296 and encodes 699 amino acids. The record is from RefSeq and is a predicted model, not a curated record. Gene Ontology annotation, cellular component: nucleus. Lineage: Eukaryota; Metazoa; Chordata; Actinopteri; Centrarchiformes; Centrarchidae. The transcript is spliced from 15 exons.